Messenger RNA from Rhopilema esculentum, 1523 nucleotides. RefSeq lists its product as uncharacterized. NCBI's taxonomy places the organism in Eukaryota, Metazoa, Cnidaria, Scyphozoa, Rhizostomeae, Rhizostomatidae. The record is from RefSeq and is a predicted model, not a curated record.
AAUGUAGGUUUAUAAAAAGAGCGAGCUGGCGAAUGGGAACAGUCUGCAGAAGAAGUCGACAGAGAAAAGCUUCACUAAGGUAAAACUCGAAAAAGCUGAAAAAUGAAGUUGAUAUUUGCUGUCGUUAUGGGAGCAAUGCUCCACGUUGCACUUAGUGCUGCAAUAGAGGAAGUGGAAAAGGAGUUCGAUCUCAUAGAGAAAGAUCUCGCCUCAAGCAAUAUAGAAAAGGAAAUUUUAGAUUGGGCAGUUCCGGAAUCUGUCGCUAAAGAAGAGAAAGCAAUGAAAUUAAAUUCGCCUAUCGAAGUCAAAGAUGCAAGCAACCAAAAUAAGGACAAUUCUGUCGAGUCUCAACUGGAAGAUCUUGUAAAAAACACCGACGCUAAAGAUAAGAAAAAGGACAGCUCCGCCAAGUCAGACCUUCACAAGAUGUUGUCAAAUUUUGAGAAUACAGGCAACAUUGAUAAAGAUCAACUCAUGAAUGCCAUCGAAAAAUACAUGAAAAAGGAUGAUGUUGCGGCUGAUCUUCCGUCAGAAGACAAUGGGGAAUGCAAAGAUAACCGAAAAAAUUGCAAGUAUCUAGCACGACUUGGAUAUUGUGGAACACAUAAGAAAACGAUGCAAAGUAACUGCGCCAAAACCUGCCAGUUUUGUGUUGACUGUAAAAAUGUCGCCGGAUCUAGAUGCGUUUCAUUUAGAAAAUAUGGUUACUGCGAGAGUGCCAAGUACAAAGCUAGGAUGAAAUAUUUGUGCUUCAAAGAGUGCGACUAUUGCAGGCCCCCAUCCGCUCCAAAAUGUGCCGAAUCAGCCUUUGGAUGCUGCUGGGACAAAGUAACUGUCAAGGCUGAGAAAACUGGAACAAGUUGUCCAAAAUGCGAAGACAAAUACCUUUACGUUUGUGAUAGAUUCAAAGAGGACUGCCAAAAGAUUAGCCGAGCUGGUACCUUCAUGAGGCGAAUGUGUCCCCAGACAUGUGGAAAAUGCGAUAACAAAUGCGAAGAUAUGGUUGAGUGGGCUGAGAAAUGCCCUUAUUAUUUAAAAUCCGGACAAUGCAAGUCGGAUCCUCACGGAAUGAAAUUACUUUGCAAAAAGACCUGUGGAUUUUGUACCAGGUGAACUGCUGGGAAUUGAACUGCAAGCAACAUUGUAGAAAACAGAACCUUAUUUGUAAUUUUAUGUUAAGAUAACAGAUUAUUCAAAACAUUGACCUUCGUGAUGCAUAAUAUGACAUUAGCUCCUCGUGAAAAAGAAAAGUGACAAUGAAAUUCAACGCUUGUGACGACAUCCUCGAUCAAACCGGACCCACUCCCUUUGGAAGUAAAGCCAGUGCUAAUGAAUCUCAAAUUGCAAAGAAUUCUCAAAAUAUUCACGUUUCCUUUUGCUUUUAGAUGACAGUGUAGUUUGUGUUUUAGCUGAAGGAACUACGCUUACUUUCUGGAUGUAAAAUGUAGUCUUCGUAAACUUUUGACAGUUUUUAAAGAAUUUUAUUUGUUUUAUGAUGAAAAUGUAGAAGUAUACUAUCAUUA